Messenger RNA from Megalobrama amblycephala (Wuchang bream), 4136 nucleotides. RefSeq names its product cytokine receptor family member B12 (gene crfb12). NCBI's taxonomy places the organism in Eukaryota, Metazoa, Chordata, Actinopteri, Cypriniformes, Xenocyprididae. The transcript has 9 exons. The coding region runs from base 1633 to 3030 and encodes 465 amino acids. Gene Ontology annotation, molecular function: protein binding. The record is from RefSeq and is a predicted model, not a curated record.
AGUUUAGAAUGAUGUUGUGUAAACGGCCCCUAAAACAGAGGUCUUCAACCCUGCUCCUAUGGACCCAAACUCUGCAGGAAAGUGGGUCCCCAGGAGCAGGAGUGAAGACCUCUGCUCUAAAAUACCUGAAGAAGAAUCAUUAUUAAUGAUAAAAUAUAUCCCACAGAAAGGAAGCUGUUAGGAUCUGUGUUUGUUAGUUGGUGUUUAUCUGAACAAUUCACCUCUCAGGUGAUGCAGUUAAACAAACUUGCCCGCAUUCUCCACCAAUAAGCUGUUGGAAAACACACCUUGACUCCACGAAGACACCAAUGUGCUCAAGUUUACUAAAGACAAUUCUCCACACUUCCAAAAGUCAUAGAAAUGAGUAAGAGGAUCCAGCUUCAAGCUAACUUAGAAUACAGAAACACUUAUAUGGAUAAUCAGUAAUUUCUACAGGAUAUGAUAGGAGGAAAAACUAUAUUUCCAUAUUUUUCAAAGUUUCUCUUGGGGACUCCAUAGUUUUGCGGGAGAAUGCAACGUUUCUCGGGAGAACCUAGUACUUUUGCAGGGGAAAACAUUCACAAUACAGUUUUUAAUUACAUAUAUAAAAAAUAAGUAACACCUAAAACUGGCUUCUUAUGGAGAAAAAAAACUGUUGAUUGAAAAAAAAACAUAUACCUGGCAAAUUUGGUCAGAAAUGUUAGCUACUUAGUAUUAACUCUAUAAACUCUUGCCUAAAAGCAAUAGCACACUCACAGUUAUACUGUUGGUGUGAUUAUCAGCACGGUUGUGAUUACCUGCUAUACUUGUGCCAAUGGUCAAAUCACAGACAUGCUGUUAUUCAUUUACAAUAUUACACUUAUACAUACAUUUUACACUUUUGUUUGUGUAAUAUUGCAAAAUUACUGAAAAUUGUGGAAAAGAAUAAGAAACGCAAUGUUUGAGGAACAUCAAUCACGUGCAUUUACACACUGUAAUAAAAGAGAAAAACAUCUCACUGUAAAAUGUGGACGUAUCUUGCGUUUCCUGAUUUAUCUUCACUUCAUGGUGUUAUUUUGCAUGUAUAUACAAUAAGCAGAAAUAACUAGUCUUAAGAAGUUCCUGCUAUGGCAAAUAUAUAUAUAUAAAAAAUAAUAAUAAGUUUUAAUAUUCUAAGGAUCAAAUAAGUACCUUCAUAAUCAUAGUGGCCACUGUUCCUUUUAGUUUUAUGAAUCUGUAAUUUAAUGUUAAAAUUUUCCAUGAAGUUUUCAUACAUUAAUUUAUUUUGCACUUGCACUUAGGUCACUUGCAAAACAUUUAAAAUAAGCUUGUUUAACCAAUAUAUAUGUGAAAAAAUAAUACUAAUAAAAAUGUUCAUUCGUAUCCUGAAGCUUCUAAUUAAUGUUCAUAACAACGUAAUCACAUUUUGACAGAGCUUAUCAGUUAUUGUGAUUGUAACAGAUGCAUACUGGGUGGAGAUUGAUGAAGAUGCCAGGUGAGAUUCCACCCUGGAGACUGGAACAACCUGUUUGCAUGUUUCAGUAUGCUGCAGGUGCUUGAGAUGGAUCUGCUGUCUUCAGGGCUGGUGUUUUAUUUAUAGAACCAGAGAUGAAUCAAAUAUGGGGAGAUUGAGGAUAAACUUUCAGCCAUUUUUAAAAAUGAUUUAAUGACACAAUGACCUGCUUUCUUCUAACCUGCAUGUUCACAUUGCUCCAGAUAUUUCUGGCGCCAUCUAAAGCAAUGCUUUUUCCUCCAAAGAACCUGACUGUAGGAUUAUUGGAUUUUAAUGCUACAGCUGAAUGGCUUCCUGGACAAGGAAACCCUCCUGGCACCAAAUAUACCUUGGAGUAUACAACUGUACAAAACAUGUCUGGAGGAAAGUGGAUUCCGUCUCCAAACUGCACUAACAUAGCCAUACUGAAAUGCGAGCUGACCUUUGAUGAGCUCCAUUGGCAUUAUUUUGUAAGGGUCAAGACCACGUUUAAAGGGAUGAACUCCAACUGGACAACUACAUCAAAGUCUUUCCAGCCAUAUGGAGACACUCGUCUGAGUUCUCCGGAUGUAGAGAUCUCAUCUGACCAAAAGUCCAUUAAAAUUAAUUUUAGUCAUAGACUGGAAUUAAAACCAGAGAUCAAACUGGAAUUCCUGCUAUACCUUUUUGAGAAAAGUCCUGCAGGGGAAUCAGAGUUUAUUCCUCCGAUAUCAACCUCAGAAUCUCCCUACAUUGUCCCUAAUGUGCCAUCUGGCAAGAACUACUGUGUUAGUGUUUCUGCCAGCCAUCAACAAGCCUCGAAGAACAACAACUUCAGCACCACCAAAUGUACUUUUCUAUUAGAUUCUACUAGAAGCUUUGUGCUACUGGUGUGCAUUGUAGCCAUUCUGCUGAUUGCCUUUUCAACUGGGAUUGUUGUGACUUUUGGUUGUUUUUACGACAUGAGGCUUAAAAUCAAGAAUCUCCACAUUCCAAAAGCCUUGAUCUUUAUUAAAAUAAAUAAUAGGGUUAUAGAACAAACCCCUGAGGAACUCCAAACAAUUACAGUUACAUUGCCUGUGAACACAGAGGACUAUGAUUCUGCAUUGGAGGAGGAGUAUGGCUACCAUAAGAGAGAAAACAUUACAAAUGUAAUAAUUAACCCAUCAUCCAUUGCCAAUGUCAACCCGCCAGAGCAAUCUGAGGAGGCUGAGACAUCAAAUCAGUGUUUAUACACACUAGCUACUGAUUUGGAACAAAGUCAAGAAAGUGAAAUAUGCGAGAAGGAUAAUGAUGAUAUACAUCCAGUUACCCCUGCGUCUUUAUGUACUUGUACUUCAAACCAUUCAGAAUCAUCCACAUUUCUACAAGCAACUACUGUGAACGUAUUUGUGAACUCAGAGGAGGAUAGAUAUUAUGCAAAGGAAACUCCCUUUUCUUCUAUCAAUGACUGUGAAAGAGAAGUGCCUGCUGAAGAGAAAGAGGAGGAGAAGGAGGAGGAGAAGGAUGAGGAGGAGGAGGAAGAGGAGGAUGUCCUCUUGUUGGCUGAUCACUCCUCAGAGAGUGGCUAUGAACCAAGACAUGCUAUAAAUGAUUUAUGAACCGGAGUUGACCUUUAGACUUCCAAAUUUCCACAGACUAUAUUUGAAGGCUCUCAAAGAGGAUCUACAUAUCCUGACCCCACUUCCAAAGGUGGAGUCUGCAACCAAAUUCAAGCAAAAAUGUAUCCACCUGAUCAACCCAAGGAGACAUGCAAAGCUUGGUGACAUAGAAAAUCGGCAUAUUCAAGACAUCAGGGAAUAACACUUGAGCAGACACUAGCGUUCCCUUUUGGAACCUUUAUUUUUAAGAGUUGUCAAGUGAGUCAUGUUGAACAGAUUUUGGAAUAAGGAAAGCGUGCCUACGUUAGAAAUAAGCUGGAGCUGGACAUUCUGCAGCAUGUCAGUGGUCACAUGACUAACCAUCUUGUCAAUAAAAGGAUACAUUGUUGACAGACUCCAGGUGCUACAUGAAGCAAUUUAUGAUGCAGUGCAAUACCUGACUGACCUGAAGCACUGGACAAUUUUAUCUAUUGUGUAUUCUGUGUUGAAAGAAUCAUUGAAAAUUAUUGUGUGUAUACAUUUACACAAAGUGGGUUUAAAAAGUGAAAAUGUUUUCAUUUCCAGCUUUUAAAUGAAGAAAUACUAGAUUUUAAUGUGGUCACAGACAAGGCUUAAGCUAGUCCUAGACUAAAAUGCAUGUUUUAGCUGUUUUAACUGAAAGCAUCUUAUACUAACAUAUCUUAAAAUAUGUCAGUGCCAUUGUUUUGUCUCAAGAUGCACACCAGUAAUGUUUUUUUUUCUAGGGAACGUUUAUAAAAGCACCUUAAAUGCCCUAAUUAAACUAAGGCCUACCUCUGGCUUAGUCUAAGCCCUGUCUGUGAAACCAGGCCUAUAGGUCUUAAUCUUAAUUCCACAGAUGAAACUUCUGUGGAAACUUCUCCAAAAUCAAAAUGACUAGGAAAAUAGUUGCUUUAAAGAUAAAUGGUGGUCACAUCAAAAAUGGAUUUGAUUCAGAAGUUAACUGAUAAAUAAGAAACUUUGGUAACAAGGUUUCAUUUGUUAACAUAGUUAACUACAUUAGUUUACAUGAACUAACAAUGAAAAACACUUCUAAAGCAUUUAUUGAUCUUAAUUUCAACAUUUACUAAUACAUUUGUAAAAUCAAA